Priapulus caudatus is the source of this 786-nucleotide messenger RNA. RefSeq lists its product as uncharacterized. The coding region runs from base 1 to 786 and encodes 261 amino acids. The record is from RefSeq and is a predicted model, not a curated record. The transcript is spliced from 6 exons. NCBI's taxonomy places the organism in Eukaryota, Metazoa, Priapulida, Priapulimorpha, Priapulimorphida, Priapulidae.
AUGUCCGCCGCGCUGUCAGCAAACUCCAUGUGUCAGAUCGGCGUUACGAACCUCGCAUACGACGCAACGACGGACCUCGCCGACGACGACAACAGCGCCCCCUACGUCGAACUCGGCGAAGGCGGCCAUCACGCGCACCCGGUAUUUUCCGCUGACGACCGAGAGAUGACGCCACCUCCGCCGGCGCGGCCGCGAGCUAUGAGUAAGCGAGAGUUCCUGGACCCGAUAACGCGUCUGCAGGAGCGGCAGCGGACGUUUAGCGAGAUGACGGCCGACGAGGUGGAGGAGAUCACGAAGGAGAUCACGAUGGUAGAGAUGCGCAAACCCGUAGCCGACAAAGACAGCGGGGCGGUGAACAGCUUCCUUCAGGCCUUCUCCCUCGUCACGAACAUGAAGUACGUGUUCCGCUGCAAGCACCGCGAUGACGGCUUCCCGGCGAUGAACGGUCUCCGCGUACUCAACCUGCUCUGGCUCGUCUGCAUGCACACCAACUUCUACUGCAUAGCUUGCGAUAGACAACUAGCUGGGUCUGACCGAGGAAAUUCAAAAGUCCUUCCCUUCAAGCGAUUCUUGUCAAUGGUAACAUUGCAGUGGAACCUUCUUCAGCCAUUCUGCGUGAGUCAAAUUACGUUUCUGCAGUUAUGCAGCAAGCUACUGAGGGAUUCCUGCGGCUUUCUCGUCUGCUAUUGGACGGUAAAGAAGUUGAACGAGAGAGGCGACUGGGGCGACAGACGAUUCUGGAUUCUAAACUUCUACGUGCACAGAUUGUGGAGCUGUAUACAGUGA